GAACUUGUCAACCAUGAUCACAGCUUCGGGGAUCCUUCUUUCUGCUCAGGGUACGCGUAUCACACCAACGUGAAUGCCUGGUACCGAGGGGCCACCCAUCAGUCACACACCUCCAGCGCCUUACUGUCCCCAAUGUCCAUCACAGCGGCCUUGGUGAUGCUUUCCUUGGGGGCCAAAAGUGAUACUCACACCGAGAUCCUGACAGGCCUGGACAUCGACCCCUGGGAACCGUACAUGUAUGUGAUCUUCUCAUGCUACCAAGAUCUGAACGCCGUCUCGGCGUCAGAAAACUAUCAUCUCCCAUUGGUAAUCGGCACCAGCCUGUUCAUCGACGAGAAUCAGAAGCUAUGGCCUGAGUUCCGAAACCGUAUGAAAUACACAUACCACACUCAGGUCUUACCCAUCGCCUUCAGGGACUCCACCAGGGCCAAGGACCAGAUCAACAAGCACGUGGAGAAGGAAACUCAAGGACUAAUCCAGGAUUCAGUCGAUGAUCUCCCAGAAGGCACCGCACUAGUCCUUGUCAAUUAUAUCACCUUCCACGGGAAAUGGAGCGGUACCUUGGAGGGGAAGCGCAUCGUGGAGGAAGACUUCCAUGUGGACAAGGACACCACCGUCAGGGUGCCCAUGCUCAACCUCCUGGGGAUGUUGGAUCUGCACCGAGAACCGAAGUUAUCCAGCUGGGUGGUACUGCAGCAUCUUGAGGGAGGAGCCACUGCCUUCUUCUUCUUGCCAGACCCUGGGAAGUUCCAGCAUCUGGGGGACACCCUCACCUACCAGCACGUGAAUGACAUCCUGAAGUUCUCUACAGUGAGAUCGGUCAAUCUGUAUUUCCCCAAACUCUCCAUUUCUGCAACC
Tupaia belangeri chinensis (Chinese tree shrew) is the source of this 858-nucleotide messenger RNA. RefSeq names its product putative alpha-1-antitrypsin-related protein. The transcript is spliced from 3 exons. The annotation marks the transcript as partial. Gene Ontology annotation, molecular function: serine-type endopeptidase inhibitor activity. The record is from RefSeq and is a predicted model, not a curated record. Lineage: Eukaryota; Metazoa; Chordata; Mammalia; Scandentia; Tupaiidae.